AUGAUUGCUGAGGUCCAGAGUAAUGAAGAUCUAUAAGUAAUGUGUAGAAUCUGCGAAAAAAAAACGGAUGCUACAUUGAUUGAGAAUCAUUUGGUUAAUUGUUAACAAAUCUUUGAAGCUAGAAAGCAAUUGCAUUAAUUGGAUGUGUAAAUUUAGAAGUUGGCCGAGUUGGCACAAAACUGCUUUCGCACAUUAAAUACAAAAUACCAAAUUCACAAGUCCAAACAGGCUAGGUACACAAACAACGAGAAUCGAGGGAUGCGUAACAGUGCUCCGUUGAAAUUGAAUCAACCAGAAGAUUGUGCAAGUGAGGAUACGGGUUCAAGAACAAACAAGGUGAGUUGUACUGUGAAGUCGAGGUUUGCGAAUUUGGGAACAAGCUUGGCAGAUGAUGAGCCCGAUGAACCUGAGUAAAAAUCUGUGAUUUAGGUUGUGGAAGAGAAUAUUACGGGGGAGGAUCUGGAACGAAUAAUGAAACAACAGAUCAAGUUGUCAAAGAAAAUAGAGUAGUAGAAACAAGGAGUUAAGUUUGCGCAUUCUCCUUCUCCGGAAAUCAAAUAAAUAAGUUCUCCAUUAUCGAAUGGAAUGGGGAGUCCCUUCUCUCUUGAUGAUAAUACAGAAAUUUUAAAAGAUUUGAGAUUACAGUUAAACUCUCUCUCCAUAAUUACUAAAUAUACUGAAGAAACUCUUAAAACCCAUCAUGGCACUCAGUCAAUUUAAUUUGAUCUAAAAAUACAGGUGGAAUUGUUCAACAUCAAACAUACACUCCAAAAAGAAGUACAAGAUCUAAUAAAAAUGACUUUGAAGCUAAUUGAAGAAAAGGUUUAAUGUACAUAAAAAAUUUCGAGAUUACAAAAACUCAUAUCCGAAGAAGAAAAGCUUGAAAACCUCACUUCUCCACUCCGUAUGAAGAUCUCCAAAGUUGAAACUGGAAAUCGCAGAACUUCUUUGGGUAAUUCUUUACAAGAACAUUUUGAAAUGUUCAAAAAUAGUUCGACUGGAUCCAAAUGGUUGAAUAAGUAAAAUAUCAUAUCCAAUUUUGAAAACACUCACUAAGUGUAAUCCAAGACGUUUACUGAAGGUGUAGGAAAAGAUUGUAUUUUCUCAAAGUGCUUGAGUGAAUCUGAGGAUGGUGGAGCAAGCAGCAGUGAAUCAGAAUCAGAAGAAGUAUCAGAUAAGGAAGACAAAAAGAAUAUCACUAAGAAAUCACUAGAGGAAUCUUUUGAAAUGGAAGAUUUUGUUUAACAAUCCAAAAGCAAUGUAAUUUCAUUUAAAGAUUUAAAUUAAAAUUUAAUUAACAUGGUUGAUAAGUGUGAUUUCGAUAAUGAGAAGGAAUAGAAAGUUAAGGGGUAUUACAGUGAUGGAGAUUUCAAAACUACCAAAUUAGUCAAGAACAAACAAUUAUUGAAUGUAACUCUUCAGGAUUUUGAAUUUAUCCAGGUUUUGGGUGUUGGAGCAUUUGGGGCAGUGUGGUUGGUCUCUAAGAAGAAGACUAAGGAUUAUUAUGCAAUGAAAGUGAUAGAUUGUAGAAAUAAGAAUAUGAAUGAAAUUUAGAAUUUGAGAGCUGAAAAAAACGUCUUUGAAAUUUUAGAGGGUGAUUUUGUAGUCAAAGCCUAUUAUUCCUUUAUUUAAGACAAUUGUCUGUUGUUCCUAUUAGAAUAUAUGAUGGGGGGGGAUUUUAGCCAAGUGCUGUUUCAAUAUGGACGUAUUUCUGAAUCAGUGGCUAAAUUUUAUCUGGCUGAAUUGCUAUUGGCGAUUGAAUCAUUACACAAGAAAGGUAUAAUUCAUAGAGAUUUGAAACCACAAAAUAUCCUAUUAGAUGCACAGGGUCAUCUAAAAUUAGCCGAUUUUGGUUUGUCUGAAAUUGCCUUAGUGUAGAAGAUAAGGGAAGGCAAGGAUGGAAUUAAUUGUUCAAUUGACCCUGAAGCCUUACCAAUGAACGUUUCGAAGAGAAACAUCAAAACAAAAUGCAAUAUUGAAUUUCAUUUACAAAAGACUACUAGCAAGACCAGUAUUUAGGAGCGAACGCAAUCAGGGAAAAGAUAGAAUAGAAUAAUUGGAACUCCCGAUUACAUUCCCCCUGAGGUUAUUUGUGGAUUGUCCAUAUCUAACUUUUCAAUAGAUUGGUGGGCAUUUGGAGUGAUAGCCUAUGAAUUUUUAGUAGGAAUUCCACCAUUUAAUGAUUCUAGCAUUCCGAAAGUGUUCGAGAAUAUAAUUAAUAGAUUUAUAGAAUGGCCAGAGAUAGGCAGUGGAGAAGACAUGAUGAGUUAGGAUGCUUACGAAUUAAUCAAUUCAUUAUUGGAACCAUAAUACCAUAUGAGACUCGGAGAGAAGGGUGCUGAUGAAGUGAAAUCUCAUAAAUUCUUCGAUGGGAUUGAUUGGAAUAACAUCAGAAAUUAGGAGGCUCCCAUGAUUCCAAUAAGAGAUUUGGAUCAAUUAGAGGAGGAGGAGAGCAAUAUCACGAAGAAGAAGAAUGAGGAGGUGAAAAUGAAGGACAGAUUGCAAUCAGUGCAAGUCUCCCAUGAUGGAAAUCUAGAUGACGUGGCUAACCUAACCAGAGUUGAUCUCCUGGCCAAGAUUAGUUAGAAGGAUGCUGAAAAUGUAAUGAAAAAAAGAUCAAUUCGGAAGACUAUUUAACAAUUUCUAUGA
Messenger RNA from Paramecium tetraurelia, 2649 nucleotides. RefSeq lists its product as uncharacterized. Gene Ontology annotation, biological process: intracellular signal transduction; peptidyl-serine phosphorylation. Lineage: Eukaryota; Ciliophora; Oligohymenophorea; Peniculida; Parameciidae. The record is from RefSeq and is a predicted model, not a curated record. Gene Ontology annotation, molecular function: ATP binding; protein serine/threonine kinase activity. The transcript has 6 exons.